AUGAAAAUCGACAUUUCUACGAGAUUUCCUCCAAACUCUUGUGGAAUACGUUUAAUGGCAGCAGAAAAUCAAGGAAAAAGAACUCCGGCUAGGGUACAAGUGGAUCCUUCCACAAUUAAUGCAAGUUCAAAGCCUGAGCAGACAGGUCAGACUUUUAACAUAUGGUAUAAUAAAUGGACCGGAGGUGAACAUAAUGGGCGAGCGGGAUUGGUUCAUGCUAAAACACGAUGUCAUGUUACGAGGGAUUCGGGCUAUACGAAAGCUGACAAGCAUUUUAAGCAGGAUUCCUUAAAUACAGAUCACUUCUUCUGCCUAUAUUUUGCCCGGGGUUGUUGUUGCAAUGGAAGAAGAUGUGAGUAUCUUCACCGAAUACCGGGAAGCACAGAUAAAUUUCCACAGACUGUGGAUUGCUUUGGUAGAGAAAGGUUUUCCGAAUACAGAGAAGAUAUGUCCGGUGUAGGUUCAUUUGGCCGUGAGAAUAGAACGCUUUACGUGGGUCGGAUAAAUGAUAUGGGGAAUAAUGUUGAGCUUCGUAUCAGCAAGUGUUUUGGCGAGUUUGGUGAUAUCGAGCACAUCCAACUUGUGAAGGAUAAGAAAAUUGCAUUUGUCACAUAUAGAUACGAGAGUCAGGCGCAAUUCGCAAAGGAAGCAAUGUAUUGCCAGGGGUUGAAUGAAAAUGAUGAGAGUGAAGUAUUGAACGUUCGCUGGGCCCUAGAAGAUCCCAAUCCAAGAACUCAAAAGCGUAUGAGGGCAGAAGCAGAGCAGAGUGCUCUUGAAACGGCCCAGGAACUUUUGAAACGAGUUGCCGAAAGUCGCCGUUUGGAGAAUGAGGAAUCCUUAAAUGAACCUGAAGUUGAGGAAGUCGAUGAUAAUGAUGAUGUUGCCAUUCAGAGGGAGACCAAGAUGAUUGAAAAUCAAGAGCAUGAGAAGCCAAGGAAGCUUCAAGAUAUUAUCAGCGCCAGUAACUUAGAAUCACUUGGGCGUUUGAGAAUAAAGAAAAGGCGUAUAGAGCACAAGUUCGAGACGAAUACUGAACCCAGGCAAGAUCUACAAAGUAUUUUGGCUGAAUAUUCAAGUAGCAGUGAUGAUGAUACGGAUUAA
Brettanomyces bruxellensis is the source of this 1101-nucleotide messenger RNA. RefSeq lists its product as uncharacterized. Gene Ontology annotation, molecular function: pre-mRNA binding; U6 snRNA binding; metal ion binding. Gene Ontology annotation, cellular component: U2-type catalytic step 1 spliceosome; U2-type catalytic step 2 spliceosome; Prp19 complex. The coding region runs from base 1 to 1101 and encodes 366 amino acids. The record is from RefSeq and is a predicted model, not a curated record. The transcript has a single exon. Lineage: Eukaryota; Fungi; Ascomycota; Pichiomycetes; Pichiales; Pichiaceae.